CUUUCAGUUUCAUGAUUGGAUAUCUGAUUCUGUCAUUCAAUAUGGAUAAAGCCAAAAAAGUCCAUCAGGGGGAGCUGGGUGGAGCUUCAGGAAUCUCAUCAAAUACCACAUUCUGAUUGGAAGCUGCUAGUUGAAAAGGGGAGGAGUAAUUGGAAAGGUCAAUGUGAGCUCCUGAAGAUCCACAGAGACCCCAAAGCCCUAGAGACUUCUUCCACGUUUGGUAAGUCAGCCACCUCCAUAGGGACCGUCCCAUCUCAUCUACAGUCACGCAGCCUGAGGUAGGAGAUCUCUAGAUGAAACAAAGAAGUACCCAGUCAUUUUUUCUUUAAAUGUAGUCUUGUCUUCAUUGCAAAAAUUCUGAUUCAUGAUUUGCUUUACCUCACUUCAAACUUCUUUUAUUUUAUUUAUAUUUGAGAAUACUAUGUGGGUAGGAAUGGGGAAAGAAGACUCUUCCUCUAGCCUGGACUCAAACUCCUGGCCUCUAAGAGUCCUGCCUGAGCUUCCCAAAGUAUUCAUUUUGGCAUAUGUCACGGUGCUCAGCCAAGAUAUCCUUCUAGUAAUCCCCAGCCCGAAUGUGUGAACUGGGAUCCCAUGGUUCUAGGGAUUAGGAAUUUCUUCUCCAAAAGGGUGGAUGCUAGCUGCCAGCCUGCUCAGCCACACUUCCCGUGGUUCCGGGAUUUAGUGGAGCACUGAGUGAAAAUCAGUGGGUUAGUGGCCAAGGCAUCCCCUCCUUGGUAGUUAAGAGACAGUCCUCCUGUUGGCAGAGCUACGCCUUUAUGGCCAUGCAGUACAAAGUGCAAUUGGGAGACUGUGAACUGGUCCACCUAUGUAACACCAGGAACAUCGGCCCUAGGAGAAGGUGGGGUGAUCAGGACUGGACGGCAAAGGAUGCCUUUUCUAUGGAUUUAUCUUGAGGACUUUUUUCUUGCAGAUUUUGAUCAGGAUGAGCCUCCAGGCCCCACCCAGACUCCUGCAACUUGCAGGGCAGAGCCUGCUGAGGGACGAGGCUGUGGCCAUCCGUGAUGUAAAGGAGCUUCCAAGUGACUUUUUCCCUCAACUAUUCAUGGAGGCCUUCACCAAGAGACAGAGAAAAGUCCUUACUGCCAUGGUGCAGGCCUGGCCCUUUACCUGCCUGCCUCUGGGGUCCCUGAUGCUGACCCUUGACCUGGAGACCCUAAGAGCUGUGCUGGAUGGGCUGGAUGUGCUGCUGGCCCAGAAGGUUCGCCCCAGUGGGCGGAAGCUGCAGGUGCUGGAUUUACGGGACGUUGAUGAGAACUUCUGGAGCCUCUGGAGCGUGUGGUCUGCAGCCCCUGUGAGCCCCUCACGGGCCACGAGUCUGAGGGAAACAGAGGCCGACUGUCCAUGCACAGGAAGGCAGCGGCCACUGAAGGUUGUCGUAGACUUGCGUUAUAGCAUCGAAGAUGGCAUCACACGUGAGUUUCUCAUGUAUGCCUGUGACUGGGCCCAGCAGAGGAAGGAUUUAGUACACCUGUGCUGCAAGCGGUUGGAUCUUUAUGUUUGGAAUUUUGAUAAAGUCAGGAAGUUUCUGGAAAUGGUGGACCUGAACUGUAUCGAGGACAUUGAGGUGCACAUCUACUGCCACAGGGAUAGACUAGAACAAUUUGUCCCUUACCUUAUCCAGAUGAAGAGUGUUCGUAAUAUCAUCUUCCGCAACUUCCUGGGGCGGGCUGGACAAGCUCCAGAAGCUUCAACUGAGGGGAUCACCUUCGACGGGAACCAUCCCCCUCUAGACAGCCGCUGCCACCAGCUGAUGACCUUCAACUUCUGUGGGAACCAAAUCUCCAAGGCUGCCCUAGAGAACCUGUUGCGCCACACCCUCGGGCUGGAAAGGUUAAAGUCAGUGACAUACCCUGUCCCCCACGAGUGUUAUCAUGGUGAUUUUGAGUAUAUCUACUGGGAGAGGUUUCUCCAGCUUCGGGCUUGGCUGAUGGAGAUACUGAGGGACACUCAGGCCCUAAGGAAGCCCGAGGUGAUUCUCUUCCGUACCCUGCCCUGCAGUACCUGUGGCAGCAGGGCGUCCUAUGACCUGGAGCCCAGUCCGUGCUGCUGUAGGAGGUUUGGAAGGGAACCGUGA
Molecule: messenger RNA, 2095 nt
Organism: Microcebus murinus (gray mouse lemur)
Lineage: Eukaryota; Metazoa; Chordata; Mammalia; Primates; Cheirogaleidae
Source: RefSeq, a predicted model, not a curated record